Messenger RNA from Saccostrea echinata, 3523 nucleotides. Its product is annotated as protein tincar-like. The transcript is spliced from 3 exons. The record is from RefSeq and is a predicted model, not a curated record. The coding region runs from base 342 to 2651 and encodes 769 amino acids. Lineage: Eukaryota; Metazoa; Mollusca; Bivalvia; Ostreida; Ostreidae.
AAAUAACUCAAUUUCCUGUCGGUUAACAUUAGACACUUUGUGGAUAAUCAGCUCGAAGAACAAAGAAUGGUAAAAGACUAACUGUCAAACAGAAGGCCUUGUCCGUAGAAGUUUAGCGCUACAAAGGGAAGGAAUAUCGUGAAAGCUGACGGGGCGAGUGCGAGCUAGACAAAUUUGAUUUAUAAAGCGGAGGAAGUUAACUGCAUAUCCCCACGUGCAGUAUAACGCAAACCAUCUGAAUACGCGAUACCGAAACUGCAGCAAAGAGAAUGGCGGAGCAAUGGCACUUUAGAAGUCAACUCAAACUGCGUCUUUGACUAGCGUGGAAAUAAGUUGUCAACAUGGUGGUGUUAAAACCCAAGAGUAGCAGCUUCAAUUCCUUGUGGUCUAUCGUAUACUGUGUAAUAGCUGUGGGAGUUCAAUGUUUUAUUUCCUACAGAAACAUUUCCGAUUACCAGGAAUCUCUCAGAAACCAGUGGAAUCGUGACACUCCGUCAGGGGUCGGGGUAAAACUGGGACUCACUAUUGUCUCCUUCAUUGUUCUUCCAUUUUUCAUUUUAUCCUCCGUGUUUAGGGCAGGUAACUUUGGAAAUGAUGGGUUUAAACUCGGGCGGGAUCAUGCCAUCUGCCCUGCUUCGGUGGGUAUUUUGGAACAUAUAGGGUCCGAUAUUGGGCGUCGUCUUUGGAAAUAUGCCCCACCCUUCUCCCCCACCCUACACGUUUUAUCAGCAUUUUGUCUUCUGUUCCCUGACGUUUUGAUAUCAGCAAAGGAAAUCCAGCUCUAUAUUCAAUCAACAGAGACAAUAUGGAGGACAGAUAUUGACUUCCUGUAUUCAGACGUCAGAUCAUUAAACAGUGAUUUCCUAGCAAAAAAUAUUAGCGCUGUGGGAUUGACCAACUUCACGGGUUAUUCUCCAGUAAUUGCUUACAUCACUCCGAAUUUCCUCAAUUUUGUGUUCGCGUUUGUGGCGUUCGCAAUUCGCUAUUCUGCAGUUUUCUGGUAUACAAAUAAAACUCUCUCCUUUAUUUUCGCCACUGAACUUCUUUUCAUGACCUUUGACUCAAUUUUUAUGUAUUCGGGAUUUUCUAUUUUGUACAAAUUAAGUUCAUCAUUAAACCGAUACGAACACCCUCUUGACCUUAUUUUGAAUUCAAAUGGCAUUCUGGGAUUGUACAUUGUGAGUGGUUUCGUUGUGUUUUUCUCUUCGUAUGUUGUGUUUGAAUACAGUGCUUAUCAUUUCAUGGAAAAGUUCAGAAAAGUGGAUAGAAAACAUAAUCCAGAUAAUUACAAAAAUGAAUCUGUCAUUUCAAAAGGAACUUGUAAUGGAUAUUUUUCACAUUCGAGUGCUGUUGUGAUUUUUAUUUUACUGGCGGUCUUCCGCGGUCCUAUUUAUUACGACGUUAUAGCAGUUUACCGUCUGACGUCAGACGGGUGCCUUUUGGCGUGCCUAGUGGUGGGUGUCUGUUACUUAGUUACGUGGAUUUUCUUGUGGACUUUGUUAACUAUCAAGCAGGAAUGGAUGUUCCGAAUUCUUGAUUACGCCAAUGUUGGUCAGCCAAUAUUUGUGAUUAAAAGCGAUCGACUUUCAAAAACGAACUCAAUCUCGAUAGGCUCUGUCGAACUGAAAGACAUGAGUCUAGACAGAAGACGAGGACCCGGGUCCGUACCGAGUAUUGAUAUAACGCCAAGUGAAAGUGGAUUUGAUGAAUGUGAAAUGGGACUAUCGUCGGAGGAUGAUCGCUAUGGAACAGCAUUGUCUCCAGUGCAUGAAGACAGUAUUGAAAAUGUCUUCCCUAAUGACGUCAUAGUGCGGAGAAAUCGACACAGACGAAGUGGACCGCGAUGUGUCACAUUCCACGACCCAGUGCGUCAUUCCCUUGGAAGUCUGUGUGAAAAAGACCCUGAGCGGAGUCGUUCACCAGUUCAGGGCGAUAACAAAGUUAAUGUGGUAGCUGAUGUUCACAGACUCGGGCCUCGGUCUCAGUAUCAGAGACGAAGCUCGGAUCCGGAAAUGAAACAAGUCUCCAAAAGACGCCAUAAUAACAUAAUGUUAGCUGCCAUGAGAAACAACACGUUAAAUUCUGAAAGUAAAACUAGUGCGGACUAUUUGACAAAUAUUAAUGACUUGUCUACUAGUUCAGAUGAUGUGAGAAGUAAUCUAUCAGAACCUCUUUUAAGUCAGCCAAUGAGAUCUUCCGAAAGUCGUAGGUGCGCUAGUCCGAUUGGUAAUAAAGGGCCAUCUAGUGACAUGUCUCCUUACAAACCGUCAAAUAUAGUAACAGCGGAAGAACUCACUUCGCCUAAAAGAUUAUCACAGAGUAAUGAAACGUCAAUGGACACGUCGCUAUCACUAACGGAGAGCGGGAUUGCGCAGUCUAAUGUAACGGAUAUAACAACAGUGUUGUCGGAAGACGAAUAUGAAAAUUUUAAAGGUGCUAAGCAACCCGAUAUAGUGCCAAAUCAGCAUUCUGGGUCACCUCACAGAAUUUACCCGAAACCUCAGAAUUUCAUAUCGAACACGAAGGGAGUGUCGAGACGCGAUUCAGCUAACUACUCAAUGACGUCAUCACAGGAUACGUCUUCCAAUGAUUCUGACCCCGUGCGACAGCCUGCUUUGUGCAGCCAAGCUUCAAAACCAUCGGGAUCAUGACAGGAAACACGAAAAAGAAUAUAUUGUUAAUAUCCAGUGAAGAUUGAGAGAAGAAGCAAAGAUACCUACAAAUAAUUAUACCUCAAAAAUAUUACUGGUAUCGUGACAUACUAUAUAAUCCUCAUUCAAUAUCAGGGUAAAAUAUUGACUAUAGUCUUAAAUAGAGUAUCCUUUGAUAUCUUAAGAGCUUAUCAGUGUUGUAGGCGUUUUGUCCUUCCAGAUGGACGUCAAUUUCAAUUUUAUUUAUCCUCAAAAUCGUAAAAAUCUUCAGACGAGGUGUUAACGCUUGCUCACCAUUCUUCAUAAGUGACCAUUGAGUUUAAAUCUUGAUUCUUUAGCUGGAAAUUUUACUGAAAAUAAAAUAGGUAGAUUGUUAAAGUUAGUUUUAAAUUUUAUGAAUUCUAAAACUUUAAUGUAACAUGUAUAAAUGGGGAAGAGGUUAAGUUUUAAAAUCAUUGUUUAAAUUUGUAAAUUAUAUUCACUGAACUACACGCAAUUUAUGAAGUUUUUUUAAUAGCCUGUACAUACCGUACAUUGUAAGACAAACAAUUUGAAUACAUUUGAUACAAAAGUAUAUUUUCUUUAAAUGAAACAUUAUGUAUCUUAAUCUCAGUUUUCUUUUCUCUGUUUGGUUUCUAAUUUUCUCAUUUUUUUUCUAUUCUCGGUUUUAUGAUUAUUGUUAUUUAAAAAUUAAACUUUUUGAAAUAGAAAAAUCCAUGUAAAUUAAUUUCAAACUGGAUUUUUAAUUCAAUAUAUUAUGAAAUAUUGAUGCGUCUGUAAGAUGUACAAGUACAUGUAUAUGGCGUUGUCGAAUCUGUGAAGAAUUUUCAAUUAUUAUAUUUCUAAAAUAAUCAAUAAAUAGAGUAAAAAUA